Zophobas morio is the source of this 1830-nucleotide messenger RNA. RefSeq names its product Nucleolar protein at 60B (gene Nop60B). The record is from RefSeq and is a predicted model, not a curated record. Gene Ontology annotation, molecular function: RNA binding; pseudouridine synthase activity. The transcript is spliced from 9 exons. Gene Ontology annotation, biological process: mRNA pseudouridine synthesis; rRNA pseudouridine synthesis; snRNA pseudouridine synthesis. Gene Ontology annotation, cellular component: box H/ACA snoRNP complex. Lineage: Eukaryota; Metazoa; Arthropoda; Insecta; Coleoptera; Tenebrionidae. The coding region runs from base 98 to 1645 and encodes 515 amino acids.
UCAUUGGUCCAUUGGCGGCGUCAAUUUUGUUGUUAGUUGUCAAAAAGUUAACCUACAAUCGGUGUCUCGAAUGCACGUGCUUAAAAAUUUGUGAGCGAUGGCAGAAUUUGAAAGCGAAGCACCCGUCAAAGAAAAGAAGAAGAAAAAAAGUAAAGGUGAAAAAGAUUUGGGGAAUAUACAAAAAGGCUCAGAUUUCUCAGUGGAGCCUUCAACUUUGGUUGCAAAAUUAGACAGUUCGAAGUGGCCUUUGUUGUUGAAGUACUUUGAUCGUUUAAAUGUAAGAACUAAUCAUUAUGUUCCGCUACCUUAUGGUUCCUCACCGCUUCGAAGAGAAAUUUCUGACUAUGUAAAAUCUGGAUUUAUUAAUCUUGAUAAACCUAGUAAUCCAAGCAGUCAUGAGGUGGUGGCUUGGAUUAAAAGAAUUUUAAAAGUUGAAAAAACUGGCCAUUCUGGAACUCUAGAUCCAAAAGUAACGGGUUGUUUAAUUGUCUGCAUAGAACGAGCCACUAGGCUUGUAAAAUCGCAACAAGCAGCAGGCAAAGAAUAUGUCGCAGUGUUUAAACUGCAUUCCAGUGUGGAAGGUGGGAUUCCAAAAGUUGUGCAAGGAUUGGAAAAAUUAAGAGGUGCCUUAUUUCAAAGGCCGCCGCUAAUAUCAGCAGUUAAAAGACAAUUAAGAGUUAGAACUGUCUAUGACAGUAAAUUAUUUCAGUAUGAUGAAAGUCGAAAUAUGGGUGUAUUUUGGGUCAGUUGUGAAGCGGGUUCCUACAUUCGUACAAUGUGUGUUCAUUUGGGUUUAGUUUUGGGAGUGGGGGGCCAAAUGUUGGAACUCAGAAGGGUACGUUCAGGCAUUCAAUCAGAGAACGAACAGAUGUCAACAAUGCAUGAUGUAAUGGACGCACAGUGGUUAUAUGAAAACCACAAAGAUGAAAGUUACUUGCGCCGUGUGAUUAAACCUUUAGAAGGUUUAUUGGUCAAACACAAAAGGAUAAUUAUGAAAGACAGUUCUGUAAAUGCUGUCUGUUAUGGAGCAAAAAUUCUUCUGCCUGGAAUUUUAAGAUACGAAGACAAUAUUGAACUUAAUGAAGAGAUUGUUAUUGUGACUACAAAGGGAGAGGCCAUAGCACUAGGAAUCGCUUUAAUGACUACAGCAACAAUAGCCAGUUGUGAUCAUGGGGUGGUAGCAAAGAUUAAAAGAGUCAUCAUGGAGAGAGACACAUAUCCUAGAAAAUGGGGUCUGGGUCCUCGUUCAAGUCAAAAGAAAAUACUUAUCGCCAAAGGCCAGCUCGAUAAGUAUGGGAAACCUAACGAAAAUACCCCGAAAGAAUGGUUGAACAGUUAUGUUGAUUAUUCAGUUAAAAAAGAAGACGAUGUUAAGCAAGAAACAAAGAAAGAGGAACCUGAAGAUGAAGAAAGUUCCAAGAAGCGCAAACUAAGUGCUAGUGCCGAUACUUCCAUGCAGUCUGACACAAGUCCUAAGGAAAAAAAGAAAAAGAAAAAAAGGAAGACUGACGAUGGCGAAAAUGGUUCAGAAGAAGCUUCAUCAGUGGCUGCAGAGCCUGCUGUGGUUGAAGGGGAAGAGAAAAAGAAAAAGAAGAAGAAGAAAAAGGAUAAAAGUAAAGACAAAGAAGAGGAAGAGGCAGAAUAAUUUUGUUAUAUAUUUUUUUUAUUGUAACAUUACAAGAUUAAUUACUAUAGUGCAUUAUCACAGUCUUGAGAAACUAGGUUUUUUAUGACUUUUUUACUAAGUCUACAAUGUUCUAGUUCUUGGACUGUGUUAAAACUAUUUUUUCUUAAAAUUUACUUACAUGAAGUAAAUACAUUUUUAGUGAU